Messenger RNA from Mauremys mutica (yellowpond turtle), 571 nucleotides. It is a transcript of the gene HINT2, whose product is annotated as histidine triad nucleotide binding protein 2. The transcript has 5 exons. Bases 7 to 486 code for a protein of 159 amino acids. NCBI's taxonomy places the organism in Eukaryota, Metazoa, Chordata, Testudines, Geoemydidae. The record is from RefSeq and is a predicted model, not a curated record. Gene Ontology annotation, cellular component: cytoplasm; mitochondrion. Gene Ontology annotation, molecular function: hydrolase activity.
CUCAGCAUGGCGGCUGCGGCGCUGCGCGGGGCUCGGGGCUCGGCCUGGCGCUGGGGGCAGAGAUGCUACGUGGCUGCCGGGGGGCAGGAUGGGGAGGUGCAGAAGGCUCAGCGGGCAGCUGAGGCCAGUGAGGGGCCAGGCCAGCGGCCCCCGACCAUCUUCAGCAAGAUCAUCGACCGCACCAUCCGGGCCGACAUCCUCUACGAAGAUGACAAGUGCCUCGCCUUCCGGGACGUGGCCCCGCAGGCCCCCGUGCAUUUCCUGGUGAUCCCCAAGCGCCCCAUCCCCAGGCUGAGCCGCGUGGCCGCGGGGGACGCAGAGCUCCUGGGGCACCUGCUGCUGGUGGCCAGUCAGACGGCGACGGUGGAGGGGCUGGUGGAUGGCUACCGAGUGGUGAUCAACGACGGGAAGCAGGGGUCUCAGUCCGUCUACCACCUGCACUUGCACGUGCUGGGCGGGCGUCAGAUGGGCUGGCCCCCGGGCUGAGCUGCAGCUGGAGAGACGGGAGCAGCGGACGCAGCGCCAGCCCCGCUGGGCAAACCCGCUCCUCAAUUAAAGUGCUGUGAGAGGG